This is a messenger RNA of Thunnus maccoyii (southern bluefin tuna), 3237 nucleotides long. RefSeq names its product transcription regulator protein BACH2-like. Lineage: Eukaryota; Metazoa; Chordata; Actinopteri; Scombriformes; Scombridae. The record is from RefSeq and is a predicted model, not a curated record. Gene Ontology annotation, molecular function: RNA polymerase II cis-regulatory region sequence-specific DNA binding; DNA-binding transcription factor activity, RNA polymerase II-specific; protein binding. Gene Ontology annotation, biological process: regulation of transcription by RNA polymerase II. The transcript has 6 exons. The coding region runs from base 227 to 2701 and encodes 824 amino acids.
ACACGCACACACACACACACACACACAUACUAGAGACCCGUCUACCACACACCGACUGAUGCCUACAGUCUUUUAAAAUCAGCGGUUCUUGUUGUCUGAGAGCUGCGGAGAUAAAACACAAUGUGGACUCACUCUUAUUUCUGAGGAAACUGACCGCGGACGAGCAGGAAAAACGGCACCCUAAGGCAAAGUGAUGUCAGCCCAGCCUCCAAGCUGAAGGGAGGGAAUGGAAGUGUCAAGAAACACAGAUGAGCAUGGAGGAGCUCCCUGGGGAGGGACAGUCCUCCUCCGCCACAUCCGUAACCGUCAGAGAGGUGGAAUCAAAUUCACUGGACCUUCUCAUGGUUUUUGGUUAAUAAGGGUGCUAGUGGGAGUGAUGUCGGCAGGCGAGGAGCUGGAUGGUGAGGCGGCAGCGCCUGUGUACGUGUACGAAUCCAAGGUCCACUGUGCCAAUGUGCUGUUGAGCCUGGAGGAGCAGCGGCGGCAAGGCAUCCUGUGCGAUGUGACCAUACUGGUGGAAGGCAGGGAGGUGCGAGCACACAGGGCCGUCCUCGCUGCCAGUAGCCGAUACUUCCUGCAAGCCCUGCUGGGGCACCAUGGGUCACCAGGAGAACCAGAGCCCAUCAUUAAUCUGCCAGAUAAGGUGACGGCUAAGGGUUUUGCUCCACUUCUCCAGUUUGCCUACACAGCCAAGCUGAUUUUAAGUCAGGACAACAUCCAUGAGGUCAUCCUGUGUGCUGACUUCCUGGGUGUUCACAAUUUGGAGGACUCUUGCUUCCGGUUCCUUCAAGUCCAGCUACAGAAUGACAGCCAACAUGCCAUUAACAGCAAGGUGGAAUAUGGUGAUCACAUCACGGCCGAUGACACAGUCUUUUCUGAGGCAGUAUCCUUGGAUGAUUCUGCAGAGAGCAGGCAGCAACCCAAUCAUGUAGCAAGCACUGCGUCACUUCCCUCUGACCUUCCUCAAUGUCCCAAAUACAGGAAAUACCAGUACCAGAUCUGUGAGAAGCACAAUGGCGAAAACCAUCAUGGCGAUGAUGAUGUAAUUUUGGCCAACCAUACCUCAGUUAUCCCAGUGAGUUCCCAGCUCCCAGACAGCAGUGCUGCUCCACAAACUCUUCUUACUCCUUCCAGGAUCAAAGAGGAACCCUUUGUGUUUGAGGAAGGAGAUGACAGGAAUGGAUGCAACCCAGAAUUGUGUACUGAGGAGGUACUGGAGAUGGAGCUAGAGGUAGAAGGGGUUCCAGAAGCAGCUGAGCACUCUCCAAGCAGGGGCUCACCCUCUUCCUGCCUGCGCUCCUACCUUCAGAGAGGUGGCCUAGAUCUCAGUGGAGUGCCCAGUACCACCAUCCAGCAGCUCCUCACCAACAGACUGUCCCUCAACCACUACAGGGAACUGGUCAAAGAUAAGCAGAGGGAUAAGAGGGAAUCUCUGGUUCAAGUGGGCCUCAAGAACAGAAUUGCAGAUGUUAUACCAGCAGCGCUGACUGGCAUUGGCAGGAAUAUGGAAAGGCCAGUGUCCAAAGCCUCCUCCUCUAAACAUGAGGGGGAGCUAGACAGACGUAGUGUCAUUUUCUCUUCAGCAACUGGCGAACAACAAAUGUUGGCCCAUUCCUACAUGGAGGAGAAGUUCAGAGAAAAAGUUUCAAACCUAAUGCAGAUUGAAGCUCCUUCUUCUGGCAGAUCAUGCCUCAGUGCCAGCUGCCCUGUUCCCAUCAAGACAUCAGCCCACUCUCCCUCCCCCUCUGAGCCCCGAACUCAGACUUCCAGCUCCCGUUCCUCGUUCUCUUACCCAGAAGACGCAGGCAGUGGCAGCUCACCUUCCAGCCUGCGACAGUUUGACUUCUCCUUAUCCCCGCACUCGGGCUCCAUCUCUGGACUGUCUCACUGCUUGGCUGGGGUGGUGGAGCAGAGGAACCCUCACAGUGGAGAGGUUGUCUUCUCUCAGGGUUGCACCAAGAUCAAAAGUGAGAUGGGAUUUGGUGCCAGUGGUGGCAACUCCAGCGAUGAAUCAUGCUCGUUCUCAGAGGGAGACAGUGAAAGUAGCGUCACCAGAAUCUCUGGCCCUGAGGUGAAGCUGCCCUUCCCUGUGGACCAGAUCACCAACCUACCACGCAAUGACUUCCAGAUCCUCAUCAAGAUGCACAAGCUGACCUCGGAGCAGCUGGAGUUCAUCCACGACAUCCGCCGCCGCAGCAAAAACCGCAUCGCUGCCCAGCGCUGUCGCAAGAGGAAACUGGACUGCAUCCAGAAUCUUGAGGGCGAGAUCCGCAAACUGGUGUGUGAGAAGGAGAAGCUGCUGAGCGAGCGCAACCAGCUGAAGGUGUGUAUGUCUGAGCUGUGGCAGAACCUCUCCUUCCUCUCCCAGCAAGUGUGUAGGGAGGUGCAGGGCAGCCAGCCACCCGCUGUUUCUGCCAGUAUUGACCUCACAUCCAACCCGCCAUCGCCUUCUUCUGAUGAGGGCACGUCACCGCAACAAAAUGAAGCUACAUGUCUGUUGGAGAUGGGUUCCAGUCAGGGGGGGCUAGAGGAUAGGCAGUCAGGGGUGGAGGUGUCUGGUCUGGAGCAGGAGAACCCAGAGUGUGCACUGGUGCUUGGAUCCACUGAGGAAGUAUGUAGCCCCACUGUAACAGUGGAUUUCUGUCAGGAAAUGACUGAGAAAUGCACAACGGAGGAACAGAAGAGACAUGACUGUACUUAGAGUCUGGUGGCAAAGUUUUUGUCUAUUCAUACUUGUCUAUACCUUGAUAUUUGAAGUUUGUUUUUUUUUCUUUUUUUUGUAAUGGACGACACAUGGCUGUCUUCUCAGCAAUACUGUUCAAUAGGUAUUUUUGGACAGGUGAUAAAACAAAAGCACUGGCAGCUUUCUCUUUCUCUCUCUCUCUUUCUCUGUCUCAUCCUGACUUUUUCUUCCUGUCAGCUUCCCUCCCUCCUCAUGCAUCAUGGGAGGUUAAACUCAGGAAUUUCUCAGAAUGUUCAGUAGCCUAAUGUCCCUGUUAACAUGUACAUGCACUUUACUUUACAGUCCUGUCAAAUCUUGAUAAUUACUUCAGUACAUAUGAGUGGUUUGAAGUAAAUUAUUCAUAUUUGAUCUCCAAGUCAGUUUUAAUAUUGAGAAUCUGUCACCUCUGGUUUACUUAAGGGAAAAGGGCAACAUUAUGGGUUUUGCUUUCUUUCCCAGAGUGAGAUGAGAGGAUUGAUAAUCUCAUGUCUGUGUGUUCAGAGAUGCAGUCAGAA